GUUUUGAUUACUUCCACGUUAUUAUUGAUUGCAAAUUGCAUUUCAGUUGCAAUUAAAUCGCAAACUAGUUAUUAGUUUUCAUUAACCACUCUUUGGAUCAACCGUUUGGUGACAUAUCAGUGAAUCGACCGCAAGAUGUCCACGAGUUUUACGGUUCGCGAGCGUCAGAAGAACGCCAUGAAAGCGAUUCUGAAUCUGAAUUCAUCGAUGAAUAUGACGUCCGGUUCAUCAGAGCCCGUGUGGAAAGUGUUUGUAUACGACCGGUGCGGACAAGACAUCGUUUCGCCGCUGUUUUCGGUGAAAGAGUUGCGCGAAUCCGGGAUUACUCUUCACAUGCAACUCCACAGCGACAGGGAUCCCAUACCGGACGUGCCGGCCGUCUACUUCCUGUUGCCAACCGACGAGAACAUAAUGAGGAUCUGUCAGGACUUCCGGAACCAACUCUACGACCACUACUACUUGAACUUCAUUAGUCCCAUCAGUCGCCAGAAGUUGGAGGACUUGGCGUCGGCCGCACUCCAAGCGAACUGCGCCCACAGCGUCACCAAAGUCUACGACCAGUACCUCAACUUCAUAUCACUCGAGGACGACAUGUUUGUACUGAAACAACAGGACAAAGACCUCGUGAGCUAUUACGCCAUCAACAGGUCCGACGUGAAGGACACGGACAUGGAGGUAGUGAUUGACCACAUCGUCGACAGCCUGUUCUCGGUGUUCGUCACGUUGGGUGUCGUUCCCAUUAUACGGUCGCCCAAAGGAAAUGCGGCCGAAAUGGUGGCCGAGAAGUUGGAUAAGAAGAUCCGGGAGAACCUGAGGGACGCCCGCAAUAGUCUGUUCAACGGGGGCGACAUGUUUAGUGGGGGAAUGGCGUUGAGUUUCCAGCGCCCGCUGCUCGUGAUAUUGGACCGUAACAUGGAUAUGGCCACACCGUUGCACCACACCUGGACCUACCAGGCCUUAGCCCACGAUGUGUUAGAUCUGAAGCUCAAUCAGGUCCGCAUUGACGAGCCGGUAGACCAGAGCACCGGCGGCUCCAGACCAAAGCGGGCGCCGGUUAAGGCCUACGACCUGAACCCGUCGGACAAGUUCUGGGAGUUGAAUAAAGGCAAUCCCUUUCCACAGGUGGCCGAAGCGGUUCAGGAGGAACUGGAGGCUUAUAGGAGUUCCGAGGAUGAGGUGAAACGGCUGAAGACGGAGAUGGGUCUCGACGGCAAUGUCGCCGAUGAGGCCAUCUCUCUGUUGUCGGACAAUACGGCGAGACUGACGUCAGCCGUGAGUUCCCUCCCGGAGCUGCUCGAGAAGAAGCGUCUGAUCGAUUUGCACACAACGAUCGCCACAUCCAUCUUAGACCACAUAAAGUCUCGCAAACUCGACAUCUAUUUCGAGAUCGAGGAGAAGAUAAUGUCGAAAGCAGUGUUGGAUAAGUCGCCGCUGGAACUGAUGAUCGAUCCCAACGCCGGGCUUAAGGCGGAUAAGUUGCGGCUGUUUUUGAUACAAUACUUGUGCGCCUCGGCGUCGGCUAUGAGCGAGUCGGACGUGAGCCAAAUCACGAACGAACUGUCCGUUCAAAACUGUGAUCUCCGGCCCUAUGAGUACAUAAAGCGGUGGAAAAAGUUUAGUAAACUCUCGAACAGCCUGUCCGACAGCCAGUAUGUGUUCCAUACGGGCGGCGGCACCAAAACGGUCAGUAUGUUCUCGAAGCUCAUGUCGCAGGGCUCGCAGUUCGUGAUGGAGGGCGUUAAGAACCUGGUGCUCAAAAGGCAUACCCUUCCCAUCACGAGGAUAGUGGACGCGCUGAUGGAGAUGAAGUCGGUGCCCGAGGCCGAUGAGUACCGGUAUUUCGAUCCGAAACUGUUGAAAGCGGACAGCCAGUCAGCCAGACACCGGACCCCCUUCCAAGAGGCUAUCGUAUUUAUGGUCGGCGGAGGGAAUUAUAUUGAAUACCAGAAUCUCAUCGAUUACUGUAAAAACAAAUCAAAGUCAUCGCCAAAGCAUAUAAUCUACGGAACCACUGAUUUAAUGAAUGCCAACCAAUUCCUGAGCCAACUCUCGAAGUUAGGCGAAGAGAUUCAUUGA
Molecule: messenger RNA, 2076 nt
Organism: Oppiella nova
Lineage: Eukaryota; Metazoa; Arthropoda; Arachnida; Sarcoptiformes; Oppiidae
Source: the annotation of a GenBank genome assembly